AUGCCUAGACCUGCGUCCCUCCGUGACAUCAUCCGCCAACAUCCACGUGAGCGGCUCCUAGUGCAACCUCUUGAGUGGACGGCGCGACAUCUCGAGCUGCUGCAUUGCUCCUUUGAAGAGGAAAAACCCGAAGAGGGAGACCCCGAGAAGGAGGAAGUGUUGGAUAAUAACGGAGAAGAUGUUCAAGUUCCUGACGCAAACGAGUCAGGAAAAAAGAAGCCUGUUGAUCGUUGGGCUCGCACUGCUGAGCGCCUAGCAACCUAUGAGAUGAAGACGGCGGCCAUCAAGAAGCUCUUGGCAGAAGUCGACGGGCCUCUAAAAUUCCUGCGGCCCUUUGGAUAUUUCUGCUACGGCUUCGACCAUGAAUUUCGCCUCCACGGCGCCGUCUUUGCAGAACGCGCACCCAGCACACAGGCGCCCGUAUUUGCAUUUAUGCAACGCGGCAUGAUUAGGAUACAGCGUGAAGGUGUCUUUUCUCUGCCUCGACCAAGGAGACCUAACCCUCCCGCUGAGCUUAUCAGGAAGAUGAGGCUGAAGCAACUGGAGCCAUCUGAUCCAUGGUGUGACCCGUACAUCCUGGCCGUGCUCGUAGGAUUGGCGCAAUCACAGGCACAGAACCAGUCCUUGGAAAAAGACUCGGAUGGUAAGGGCCGUUCUAAUGUUUUCAAGGUUUGCGCUGUGCUUGUGGACGAGACAAACACAGACACGAUGGGAUUCUACACCGCAAAAAUCUCUACCGAGUUUCUCAGCAAGUUUGAGUACCCAGAUGGCCUGAAGCCCACGAAAGAGACGUUAUCGUCUUCUUUGUCCAUCAAACACAGAAAGAUGACGUUUCAACCAUAUUCGACUUUAAGGAAAAGGCUGAUCGAAGCAAUGUCGCCUUGCUUUGAUAAUGCUGAGGCGAUCCAGGAAUAG
Fusarium keratoplasticum is the source of this 915-nucleotide messenger RNA. RefSeq lists its product as uncharacterized. Bases 1 to 915 code for a protein of 304 amino acids. The transcript has 3 exons. Lineage: Eukaryota; Fungi; Ascomycota; Sordariomycetes; Hypocreales; Nectriaceae. The record is from RefSeq and is a predicted model, not a curated record.